AUGCUGCGAGAUCUAUGGUUCGCCGUCGCAACGGCAUUCACUCUUGUACAGGCAGAUCGCGGACCGUAUUUUCAGUCGAGCCGCUUUGAGGAUGGGGACCUUGGGCAAUGGCCCACGGAGACAUAUCGUUCAUCUGCUCCGAUGGGCCCCAUAUUGAACUACGUGGAGUCCAAUCCUCAAUGCAAGGAUGGGCAAUACACCUUGAUUGCGCCCCGUGGAAUGGCGGUGCGAAAUCCGGGGCCCAUGAUCAUCGAUCAGGAUGGUCACCUGGUGUGGACCAAACACUACGGCCAGACGUACAACGUGAACGUGUACAGAUACAAAGGCCAGGACUAUCUUACAUUCUGGGUGGGUAACGAUGGGAUCGUUGGUCAUGGCGACGGGACAUACUACAUGUUAGAUUCGGCCUAUGAGGAGGCGUAUACGAUCCGGGGAGCCAACGGCCUGCCAGCAGACCUCCACGAGUUCCAGAUCACUGGUCAUGAAACCGCCCUCUUCACGGUCUACGACGUCGUCCCCGCGGAUCUACGGUCCGCAGGCGGCCCAGAAAAGGGCUGGAUAUGGGACGGCACGUUCCAAGAGGUCGACAUUGAGACCGGCCAGCUGCUCUUCCAGUGGCGCGCAUCCGAGCACUUCAACCUAACCGACAGCUACCGCGGCCGCGAAGGCGCCGGCGACUCCGAAGACCAUCCCUGGGACUUCUUCCACAUCAACAGCGUCGACAAGGACGCCAAGGGCAACUUCCUAGUGUCCUCGCGCUACAUGAGCUGUCUCACAUACAUUGACGGCCGCACAGGCAACAUCAUCUGGCGCCUCGGCGGCAAGCAUAACGACUUCCACGACCUCUCUGCCGGCGCCGCCACAAACUUCACCUGGCAGCACCACGCCCGCUUCCACGACAACGGCUCGGCCAUCACCCUCUUCGACAACGCCUCCCGCGGCGACGGCUCCCCGCGCCUCACCAGCCGAGGCCUCUACCUCGACGUCGACACGCGCCAGAUGACCGUCAGCCUCCGACACGAGUACUGGAACCCCCACCCCAUCAGCAGCCAGUCCCAGGGGUCUGUCCAGCUCCUCAACACCGGCAACGUCCUGCUAGGCUACGGCGCCAACGCCGCUUGGACAGAGUACACCACCGCCGGCGACGUCCUCUGCCACGUCCACUUCGGCCCGGCAUCCGCGUUCGGCGCAGGGAAAAUCCUCUCCUACCGCGUCUUCAAACACCGCUGGACCGGCCUCCCGCGCACGAACCCGGCUCUCGCCCUGUAUCGCCACGAAGCAGCCGUCAGCUGGAACGGAGCUACAGAGGUCGCGACCUGGGUCCUUCAGGGCUCCGACAUGCGCGAACCCAACAAGGAAGACGAGUCAAUAACUUUCCUCACCGCCGUCCCCAAAUCCGGCUUCGAGACUAUUAUCAGCAUUCCGGCGCAGACAUCCCAGAACUACCUGCGCGUUCUUGGCCUCAACGCUACAGGCCAGAUCCUCGGCGCGACAGCAUGGUUGCACUGGGAUCCGGAGUCUGAGGAAGUCGCCCUCGGCCCGGGUAACAGGGACAGCGGCAACGGCUCCUCCUCCUCCUCCUCCUCCUCGUCGAUCGAUGUCCGCGCGUUCCUGUUCUUUGCUUUUGGGUUCUCCUCUGCUGUUUUCCUGGCUGUGUGUGCGUGGUUUGUCUGGCGGCGGUUCUGGACUCAGGAAGAUGACCGGGAAUGGGAACGGGAACGGGAACGGGGUGGGUGGAAGCCUGUUGAUGAGUUCAAUGGGGAUGAGCAUGAUCUUAGCGAGGUGGAGUUUGAGGGAAUGGAGUUAUCGUUGUUGCAGGGUAGGCGGUUGUCGCGUUCGGAUUCGGGAGGGGAGUUUGAUGGUUGA
This is a messenger RNA of Aspergillus fumigatus Af293, 1866 nucleotides long. RefSeq names its product arylsulfotransferase family protein. The record is from RefSeq and is a predicted model, not a curated record. The transcript has 2 exons. Lineage: Eukaryota; Fungi; Ascomycota; Eurotiomycetes; Eurotiales; Aspergillaceae. Bases 1 to 1866 code for a protein of 621 amino acids.